CUGCCUCAAGACAGAGAGAGAAGAGCACACUGUAACUUGGUUGGAACUGCACCAUUAUAAAUCAAUUAGCCUACAAUUACUUCGCGUUCCCAUUAGAUACAAGCUUUCUGUAUAGCGGUGUAUAUCCAACGGAGAACACUUAACGGAUUUGGCUGAACUUCUGAUCUCUUGUUCUUCUCUGCUCAUCCACUGACCGUUGGUCCCUCUGCUCUCAGUGGAAAGCUCGCUGCGCACUCGCGCCUGGCUUAGGACGGCGUGAGAAUUGGGGAUACGCUCGAGAGAGACUUGCACCCGGUCAGGCUGAGUGAACAGGGGAGUUGGCCCGGGUCUUCCGCGCGCAUGGAGGGAGACGUAAUGGACAAGCUGGAUAGCAUGGCUGCGGUGUGUGACUUCGAUCCCAUUGCGGGAAAAAUCCCGGCCACCAAAGUGGAGAUCACAGUGUCAUGCAGGGAUCUAUUAGACAGAGACACAUUCUCCAAAUCGGAUCCAUUGGUGGUGUUGUACACUCAGGGGGUGGAGACCAAACAGUGGCGAGAGUUUGGGAGAACGGAGGUGAUUGACAACACUCUGGAUCCAGACUUUGUCAGGAAGUACAUCCUGGACUACUUCUUUGAGGAGAAGCAGAAUCUACGCUUUGAUGUAUAUGAUAUCGAUUCCAAGAGUCCAGAUCUGGCAAAGCAUCCCUCCGACAUUGACGACUUCUUGGGGCAGGUGUUCUGUACCCUGGGAGAGAUCGUAGGAUCACCCGCCAGUCGACUGGAGAAACCUCUGGGUGGCAUCCCUGGGAAGACAUGUGGCACCAUCAUCCUAUCAGCGGAGGAGCUGGGGAACUGCAGAGAAGUCGCCACCAUGCAGUUCUGUGCCCACAAGUUGGACAAGAAGGACUUCUUUGGCAAGUCAGACCCAUUUAUGGUCUUUUACCGGAGUAAUGAAGAUGGGACGUUUACUAUCUGCCACAAGACGGAGGUGGUGAAGAACACUCUGAACCCAGUGUGGCAGGACAUCUCCAUCCCUGUCAGAGCACUCUGCAACGGAGACUUUGAUAGGACAAUCAAGGCAGAGGUGUACGACUGGGACAGAGAUGGCAGCCAUGAUUUCAUCGGCGAAUUCACCACCAGCUACCGAGACCUGUCACGGGGCCAGAGCCAGUUCAAUGUGUACGAGGUGGUGAACGCCAAGAAGAAGGUAAAGAAGAAGAGAUACAUCAACUCUGGGACGGUAACUCUGCUGUCGUUCACGGUGGAGUCAGAACACACGUUCCUGGACUACAUCAAAGGAGGAACCCAGAUUCACUUCACGGUGGCCAUUGAUUUCACUGCAUCCAAUGGUAACCCGUCCCAGUCCACCUCUCUACACUACAUGAACCCGUACCAGAUGAAUGCGUACGCCAUGGCCCUGAAGGCUGUAGGGGAGAUCAUCCAGGACUACGACAGUGAUAAGAUGUUCCCUGCUCUGGGGUUUGGAGCCAAGCUGCCCCCUGAUGGACAGGUCUCCCACGAGUUCCCCUUGAAUGGCAACAUAGAGAACCCCUACUGCAACGGAAUGGAGGGGAUUCUAGAAGCAUACCAUCAGAGUCUAAAGACUGUACAACUCUAUGGACCAACCAACUUCGCUCCGGUCGUCAACCAUGUGGCAAAGUACGCAGCGGCGGUACAGGACGGCUCUCAGUACUUCGUCCUCCUCAUCAUCACAGAUGGCGUCAUAUCAGACAUGGCCCAGACCAAGGGGGCCAUCGUCAACGCUGCUAAGCUUCCAAUGUCUAUCAUCAUUGUCGGAGUCGGCCAAGCUGAGUUUGAUGCCAUGGUGGAGCUUGACGGUGAUGACAUCAGAAUCUCCUCACGAGGGAAGCUAGCAGAGAGAGACAUUGUACAGUUUGUCCCGUUCAGAGACUACAUGGACCGGACAGGGAACCACGUGUUGAGUAUGGCCCGGCUAGCCAAAGAUGUCCUGGCUGAGAUCCCUGAUCAGCUCAUCCUCUACAUGAAGAAUAGAGGUAUCAAACCCUGCCCCCUGCCUCCACCCUAUGAGGAACCAGGCCCUGAAGACCAGGACCACACCCAGACCACCCCUAUCUGAGCCCCAGACCUACCCCCAUCUGAGGCGCCAACCCUGGGGAAGGAGGUCACGGUAGGAUGGGUGGUAGCCUGGAUGGUGGACCCCCUCAUAGAGGAAUGCAAAAUGGAAAUGUGGAAGUGCUUCAAGGCAGUUUUUUUCUUCUUCUUUAAAUAUUCAUCUGGUUGUCACGCUGAACGAAUUGAUAAGACUCCAUUUUGUUUGGAGCGAGACUCAGACAGACUUUGCUUUGAGGAAAAAGCUGACGAUCAGAGAGUUUUCCUUUUGAGUUUCAUCUCCUGAUGGAAGGGCAGAGAGGGUGAUGAGAAGUGGAGAGGCACAGAGGAGGAGGAGAGAGGAGAAAAAGAGAUCAGUGAUGUAAAUGAAUGUUAGAUGUUAGCAUGCAGAGGUGUCAAAGUGGUGAUUCCGUAGGGUAGCAUUCCUUACAUGGAGAGGGUGUUUUUGAGGACAUUCAUUAUUAGAAUGUGCCCGUUUCUAUCAUUUUCGUGUAUAUGAUACAUUUUAGAGUGGUGGUGUACGUUGGACUAAGGAAUCGUCUGUAUAAUGACGUAUUUAUUGUGAAAACAACAGCAUCUAUUCAUGUUGGGGAUCCAAAGUCAUCAUAUUUUUCCUCUUAUUUUCCCAUCCAUUUUUUGGGGGGGGGGAUCAAUGCUAUGAAUAAUUGUUCAUUUAUACUUUGAAGAGUACUGUAAUAGAACGCAUGUGAUAAAUAUAAACUAUCCAACUGUUUAGGAAUAGUUGUAAAAGAUGAAGAUGAAUGCUUUUACAUUUUUGACUGUAACAGUUAUACAGAUGACCAGAUGUUUGUAUGGUAGUUUAGCUUCCUGCACCCUGUACAAGACAUACUCACCCUAUACAUUUACAAUAGGUAUCAACAAAAUGCACUAACAGUCCAAAUAAAAAAGCACAAAGGUCAUAUACAAGACAUAUAUUGAUAAGAUGAAAUAUAAACCAUAAUUAUAUCCUAGCAACCAACAGCUACCCCUCAAAGACAAUGGAAAGGAUUGCACAGCUACAAAAUGGAAAUGUCUUCCAGUUCUAGAACAUUGUCACGAAUGAGAAUGAAUCUAUUUAAAUUUGCCAUUUAGCAGACGCUUUUAUCCAAAGCGACUUACAGUCAUGUGUGCAUACAUUUUUACGUAUGGGUGGUCCCGGGGAUCAAACCCACUACCCUGGCGUUACAAGCGCCAUGCUCUACCAAUUGAGCUACUUCACAUUCUGCAUUAUUAUUGUUUAAACAUCUGGUCAUGCACGACCAGAGCCACAUCUUCAAAGGCAUAGUAUUUCCAUAGUAUUAGUGUGUAGCGAGGUAUGUCAUCUAGCCAGCUGCAUCCACACGUAUCUUGGUUGGUAUAAUCCUUCCCAUUGUAUUUUGCUGUGGUUGGUGUUGCUGAGAUUAAGCAGUUAGCUCAAGGAGCCAACACAAGUCUUCAGGUGUUCGGACAAGGUUACUCAUCGUGUGUGCAUUGUUCCGAACCACGUUUUACAGUUUAGUCAUUUAGCAGACGCUCUUAUCCAGAGCCACUUACAAGAGCAAUUAGGUUUCAGUGCCUUGCUCAAGGGCACCGACAGCUUUUUCACAUAGUCGGCAAAGGGAAUUCGAUUCCAGCGACCUUUCGGUUACUGGCCCAACGCUCUUAACCGCUAGGCUACCUGCCACCCUGUUAUAUCUAGCCAUGUUUAAGUUGUUGAUGCAGUGCCAUGUUUAAGUUGUUGAUGCAUUGUCAUAUUUAAGUUCUUGCCAUAUUGCCAUAUUGAAGUAGUAGUUUCCUGAGCACACAGCGGAGCAGCACUGUCUCGGUCUCUUCAGUCUGACCAGGUUAAACUCCCGUAGAGGGGACACACCAGAAGGAUAAUCUGUCUACACUAUUGAUUGCCCAAGUCUUUUCUACAGUGGAACGAAGUGUGUAAUGUGUCAAAACAAACAUGAAAUUGCCACCAUGCCAACGCAGUCCUACAAUGUACAGUGGCGCGUUCAGCAAGCCCAUUAUUUACUCACAGAUAGAUCACAAUAAUCCAAUAGCUCUAUCCCAAUGUGCCUACAGUAUGGAAACUCUUGCAUAUCCAGAUUAGAUUUCCCUUAUUUUAUUUUGUUAGCAACGGUUCCCUUCCCAUAUUUUAUUAUACGAAGAUAUGAUUCCUAAUGUCUGGAAUGAUAACUGUUUCAUAUGUACAGCAAAGCCAACUGAAAAAAAAGGUUUAAAAAAAAAAAAUGACUACGUACA
Molecule: messenger RNA, 4298 nt
Organism: Coregonus clupeaformis (lake whitefish)
Lineage: Eukaryota; Metazoa; Chordata; Actinopteri; Salmoniformes; Salmonidae
Product: copine-5-like
Exons: 21
Coding region: 340-2076 (578 amino acids)
Biological process (GO): cellular response to calcium ion
Cellular component (GO): plasma membrane
Molecular function (GO): calcium-dependent phospholipid binding
Source: RefSeq, a predicted model, not a curated record